This is a messenger RNA of Manis pentadactyla (Chinese pangolin), 1014 nucleotides long. RefSeq names its product olfactory receptor 7G2-like. The coding region runs from base 1 to 1014 and encodes 337 amino acids. The record is from RefSeq and is a predicted model, not a curated record. Gene Ontology annotation, biological process: G protein-coupled receptor signaling pathway. The transcript has a single exon. Gene Ontology annotation, molecular function: olfactory receptor activity; G protein-coupled receptor activity. Gene Ontology annotation, cellular component: membrane. Lineage: Eukaryota; Metazoa; Chordata; Mammalia; Pholidota; Manidae.
AUGGAACCCAGAAAUCACACAGAUGUUUCAGAAUUACUCCUCUUGGGAUUGACUGAGGAUCCAGAACUGCAGCCCCUCCUCUUCAGGCUGUUCCUGUCCAUGUACCUGGUCACCAUCCUGGGGAACCUGCUUGUCAUCCUGGCCUUCAGCUCUGACCCCCACCUCCACACCCCCAUGUACUUCUUCAUCUCUAACUUAUCCCUGGCUGACGUCGGUUUAAGCACAACCACGAUCCCCAAGAUGCUGGUGAACAUCCAAGCACAGAAUCAGCACAUCAGUUACUCAGGCUGCAUCGCUCCGAUUGGCAUUGUCAUGUUUUUUGGUGGAUGUGAAAGUUGUCUCCUUGCAGCAAUGGCCUAUGACCACUACAUGGCCAUCUGUCACUCCCUGAGGUACAUGGUCAUCACGAACUGCCGGCUCUGUGUUCUGCUCAUUCUGCUUUCCCUCCUCCUUAGCACUGGGGUGGCCCUGAUCCUUAGUCUGAUGGUGUCACGGCUGUCUUUCUGUAAGGACAUGGAACUCCCCCACUUUUUCUGUGAACUUCCUCAGGUCAUCAAAUUGGCCUGCUCUGAUACCCUCGUUAAUUAUAUCCUGAUAUAUUUUGCAACUGGCCUCUGUGCAGGUGUUCCUGUAUCUGGAAAAAUUUUUUCUUAUGCUCAAAUUAUGUCUUCUAUUUUGAGAAUUCCAUCAGCAGAAGGGAAGCUUAAAGCUUUUUCCACCUGUGGGUCUCAUCUGUGCAUUGUUUCCUUGUUCUAUGGGACAGUGUUUGGGGUGUAUAUUAGUUCUGUAGUUACUGACUCCUCCAGGAAGAGAACAGUGGCUUCAGUGAUGUACAUUGCGCUUCCUCAAAUGAUGAACCCCUUCAUCUACAGCCUGAGGAGCAGGGACAUGAAGGGGGCCUUGAGGAAAUUCAUCGGAAGGAUACCUACUCUCUGUGAUUAUGCCACUUAUUGUGGAAUCAGGUUUCUAGAAUUAGGGAAACCGAAGGAACCACGAGUGUGCCAUAGUGCAUGA